Epinephelus fuscoguttatus (brown-marbled grouper) is the source of this 5110-nucleotide messenger RNA. Its product is annotated as voltage-dependent N-type calcium channel subunit alpha-1B-like. Gene Ontology annotation, biological process: chemical synaptic transmission; calcium ion import across plasma membrane. NCBI's taxonomy places the organism in Eukaryota, Metazoa, Chordata, Actinopteri, Perciformes, Serranidae. Gene Ontology annotation, molecular function: high voltage-gated calcium channel activity. Gene Ontology annotation, cellular component: neuronal cell body; voltage-gated calcium channel complex; membrane. The coding region runs from base 54 to 5069 and encodes 1671 amino acids. The transcript has 37 exons. The record is from RefSeq and is a predicted model, not a curated record.
CUAAUCUUGGAACUCUGCUGAUUACAUAGAUCCUCUGUGCUGACAGGGGGAAGAUGUGUCAGUUUUGGUUUUCCCAGGAAGAUCCGUGCUAUUCCAGAAUGGCUCGCUUUGAAGACGAACUGUCUAGCCGCUAUAGUGGCAGCUGUCCCGUGGGCCCGACCAGAGGGGCCAGCCGGCAGCCGGGGCCUGCGGGGGUCCAAAGGAUGUACAAGCAGACGAUGGCCCAGAGAGCCAGGACCAUGGCCAUUUACAACCCCAUUCCAGUCAAACAGAACUGCCUCACCGUCAACCGCUCUCUGUUCAUCUUCAGUGAGGAUAAUAUCAUACGAAAAUAUGCCAAAAAGAUCACCGAAUGGCCUCCAUUUGAGUACAUGAUCCUGGCCACCAUUAUAGCAAACUGCAUUGUGCUGGCCUUGGAGCAACACCUACCAGCCUUAGACAAAACACCAAUGUCAGAGCGUUUGGACAACACAGAGCCCUACUUUAUUGGAAUAUUUUGUUUUGAGGCUGGCAUCAAGAUCAUUGCCCUGGGCUUUGCCUUCCACAAAGGCUCCUACCUGCGUAAUGGCUGGAAUGUAAUGGACUUUGUGGUGGUCCUGACAGGGAUCCUGGCCACCGUGGGGGCUGACUUUGAUCUAAGAACAUUAAGAGCAGUGAGAGUUCUACGACCACUCAAACUCGUCUCUGGCAUUCCAAGUCUUCAGGUGGUAUUGAAGUCCAUAAUGAAAGCCAUGGUACCCCUACUGCAGAUUGGCUUGCUGCUCUUCUUUGCCAUCCUAAUGUUCGCCAUCAUUGGCCUCGACUUCUACAUGGGCAAGUUUCAUCGCACCUGUUUCAGAAUAGACACAGACGAGCAAGCAGCAGAUUUCCCCUGUGGCCUGGAGGCUCCAGCAAGAACCUGUGCCAAUGGUACCACCUGCAGGGAGUACUGGACCGGACCUAACUUUGGCAUCACCAACUUUGACAAUAUCCUCUUCGCUGUUCUCACCGUUUUCCAGUGCAUCACCAUGGAGGGAUGGGUGGACAUUCUCUACAAUGCCAAUGAUGCCUCAGGGAACACGUGGAACUGGCUAUACUUCAUCCCCCUCAUAAUCAUCGGUUCCUUCUUCAUGCUCAACUUGGUGCUAGGUGUGCUGUCAGGGGAGUUUGCCAAAGAGAGAGAGCGGGUGGAGAAGAGGCAAGAAUUCCUAAAGCUCCGCAGACAACAGCAAAUAGAGAGAGAGUUAACUGGGUACCUGGAGUGGAUCUGCAAAGCAGAGGAGGUGAUGCUGGCUGAGGAAGACAAGAACGCAGAGGAGAAAUCUCUGGAUGGAGCAUGGUAUAAAAGGAAACACAGCAACUCUGUGCUAAAGAGGACCAAGAAGAGUAAAAAUGACCUCAUCAAUGCAGAGGAGGGUGAGGCCCACUUCACUGACAUCUCAUCUGUUGGGUCACCGUUCACCCGGGCCAGCUUAAAGAGCAAGAACGAGAGCUCGUCUUACUUCAGGAGGAAAGAGAAGAGGAUUCGCUUCACCAUCCGCCGUUUGGUCAAAUCCCAGAGCUUCUACUGGACUGUGUUGUGUCUGGUUGGCCUCAACACGUUGUGUGUAGCCAUAGUACACUAUGACCAGCCCGAAUGGCUCACCUAUGCACUAUACUUGGCGGAGUUUGUAUUCCUGGGCCUGUUUCUGGCAGAGAUGUCCAUGAAAAUGUAUGGCCUUGGACCCCAGAACUACUUCCACUCCUCAUUCAACUGUUUUGAUUUUGGGGUUAUUAUUGGCAGUAUUUUUGAGGUGAUCUGGGCUGCCAUCAAACCCAGGGCCUCAUUUGGAAUCAGUGUCCUGCGGGCUCUUAGACUGCUCAGGAUCUUCAAAGUCACCAAGUACUGGAACUCUUUGAGGAACCUGGUUGUAUCCCUUCUCAAUUCCAUGAAGUCUAUCAUCAGCCUCUUGUUCCUCCUCUUCCUCUUCAUCGUGGUUUUCGCUCUGCUGGGCAUGCAGCUAUUUGGUGGCCAGUUUAAUUUUGAAGAUGAAACACCAACAACCAACUUUGACACAUUCCCCGCAGCGAUCCUCACUGUCUUUCAGAUCCUAACUGGGGAGGACUGGAAUGCUGUCAUGUACCAUGGGAUCGAAUCACAGGGGGGCGUGCACGGGGGAAUGUUCUCGUCCAUUUAUUUCAUCGUUCUCACUCUCUUUGGAAACUACACACUCCUCAAUGUUUUCUUGGCCAUUGCUGUUGAUAACCUUGCAAAUGCCCAGGAGCUCACUAAGGAUGAAGAGGAGCAAGAGGAGGCCAUCAAUAAGAAGCUUGCUCUCCAGAAGGCCAAGGAGGUAAAGGAGGUCAGCCCCAUGUCAGCCGCUAACAUUUCCAUCACAGCUUUUCUAACACGCAGUCGAGGUAACGCGCACUCUAGCAACUCAUCCAUCUGCAGCGUUAACUCACUUAAGGAGCAGCAAAAGUCAAUGAAGACAAUGUCGGUGUGGGAGCAGAGGGCCAAUCAGCUGAGGAGGCAGAACCAGGCGAGCUGCGAGGCCCUCUACAGUGAGCUGGAGCUUGAGGAGCAUCUCCGCCUGUCCUCGGCUCUCCACAUCCGGCCAGACAUGAAAACCCACCUUGACCGGCCGCUUGUUGUUGAGCCUCAUGACGGGCCUUUUUUGGCCAGCCAUCAGCAUCACCAUCAUAAGCCCUGUAUGCCAGAGGAGGCAGAUACUGCCGACGACCCUCCCCCUCCUGUGCCUCACCAUCCCCGCCACCACCACCGCCAUAGAGAUAGGGAUCGGGCCAGAACGAGAGAGGAGAUGAAUGAUAACAGUGGCAGUUGUAAGGGUGAAGGCCACCAUGUCCACCAUAGCAGCUCCAAAGACCACAAUGGCAGCCGGGGCAAAGAUGGGAGGUGCGAGAGGUCCCACAGCCGAGAAGGAGGCAGGAGACAUCACCAUCAGAGCUCAGUGGAUGACAGUGGAGGUGGAGGAGUCAUGUGUGAGAGAGAGCAUCGGCAUCAUCAUUCACACCGGCAGUCUCGAGGGGGCAUUGGGACUGUGAACAGUGGAGGGAGGGGAGCACGAAGAUACUGCCACAAAGAUGGACGUUCAUCUAACAGGGAUGGGGAAAGGAAUCCCAGAGGAGACAGUGGGGCCAGUGGAGAGAGGAGGAGACAACGGACUCAUGGAUCCAGGGACCAAGCCACAGUUAAAGGAGAGGAGUCCAAUGAGAGAGAGAAGACCCACAGCCAUAGGGACAGGUUUUGUGACCCAGGGGGGGAUUCCCUUGCCAUCUCCCCCCUGCAGGGCUCUGGGGGGAGCAUCUGGCCUCCUGACCAACCAGAGGACUCAGACAACCAGAGGAAUGUCAGAAGAACAGGCCAAACCUCCAUCCAAAUUCCUCCUGUGACUAUCACCUCCCCACCUGGAGAGACCACCCUCAUACAAAUGAACAGCAUAGACUGUGAGACAAUGCCAAUGAAUGAGAAGAGCCUUGGGGAUCUUGGUCAAAGUGGUCCCAAACCCAUCCUGCCUUACAGUUCCAUGUUCAUCUUCGGACAGACCAAUCCGGUGAGGCGGUUAUGUCACUAUAUUGUGAGUCUGCGAUACUUUGAGAUGUCCAUCCUGGUUGUCAUUGCUAUGAGCAGUAUUGCCUUAGCAGCAGAGGAUCCUGUCUGGACGAACGCCCCUCGCAACAAUGUGCUCAAAUAUCUAGACUAUGCCUUCACUGGUGUUUUCACUUUUGAAAUGGUGAUUAAGAUGGUGGACCUUGGCCUGUUGCUCCAUCCUGGAUCCUACUUCAGAGACCUGUGGAACAUUCUGGACUUCAUAGUGGUCAGUGGGGCACUGGUGGCUUUUGCAUUUUCGGGGACCAAAGGCAAAGACAUCAGCACUAUCAAGUCACUGAGAGUUCUGCGAGUGCUCAGGCCUCUCAAGACCAUCAAACGUCUGCCAAAACUCAAGGCGGUGUUCGACUGCGUGGUCAAUUCUUUGAAGAACGUGCUGAACAUCCUAAUUGUUUACAUCCUUUUCAUGUUCAUCUUUGCUGUAAUCGCAGUUCAGCUUUUCAAGGGGAAAUUCUUCUAUUGCACAGACGAGUCCAAGGGCCUGGAGAAGGACUGCAAAGGACAGUUUCUAGACUAUGAUAAAGAUGAGGUGGCUGCCAUGCCCAGAGAAUGGAAGAAAUAUGAGUUUCAUUAUGACAAUGUGCUGUGGGCCUUCUUGACCCUCUUCACUGUCUCCACCGGGGAGGGCUGGCCAACUGUCUUGAAGCACUCUGUGGAUGCUACUUUUGAAGACACAGGUCCCAGUCCAGGCUACCGGAUAGAAAUGUCCAUCUUCUAUGUGGUUUACUUUGUGGUCUUCCCUUUCUUUUUUGUCAACAUCUUUGUUGCUCUGAUCAUCAUCACCUUCCAGGAGCAGGGAGACAAGGCCUUGUCUGAAUGCAGCUUGGAAAAGAAUGAGCGGGCUUGUAUUGACUUUGCCAUAAACGCCAAACCUCUGACACGCUACAUGCCAGAGAACACGCACUCCUUCCAGUACAGGAUGUGGAAGUUUGUGGUCUCAGCUCCGUUUGAGUACUCCAUCAUGAUCAUGAUCGCUCUUAAUACUGUGGUACUCAUGAUGAAGUUCCACGGCGCGCCAGACUUUUAUGAAGCGAUGCUGAAGAACCUCAACAUAGUCUUCACCACUCUCUUUUCUCUGGAGUGUAUCCUCAAGAUCAUUGCUUUUGGUCCAUUGAACUACUUAAAGGAUGCCUGGAACGUGUUUGACUUUGUCACAGUGUUGGGCAGCAUCACUGACAUCCUAGUGACCGAAAUCAAUGACAGACUGCUGAACCUGAGCUUCCUGAGGCUGUUCAGAGCCGCUCGGCUCAUCAAGCUGCUAAGACAGGGCUACACCAUCCGCAUCCUGCUAUGGACCUUCGUCCAGUCCUUCAAGGCCCUGCCUUAUGUUUGCCUACUGAUUGCUAUGCUGUUCUUCAUUUAUGCAAUUAUUGGGAUGCAGGUGUUUGGCAACAUUGAGCUGAAUGAGGACACAGCGAUCAAUCACCACAACAACUUUCGCACUUUUCUCCAAGCUCUCAUGCUGCUUUUCAGAUGCUGAACCUGUUCGUAGCAGUCAUAAUGGAUAACUUUGAGUACCUG